Messenger RNA from Drosophila innubila, 2814 nucleotides. RefSeq names its product activin receptor type-2A (gene put). Gene Ontology annotation, molecular function: ATP binding; activin receptor activity; activin binding. Gene Ontology annotation, cellular component: plasma membrane; activin receptor complex. The record is from RefSeq and is a predicted model, not a curated record. Lineage: Eukaryota; Metazoa; Arthropoda; Insecta; Diptera; Drosophilidae. Gene Ontology annotation, biological process: cellular response to growth factor stimulus; activin receptor signaling pathway; protein phosphorylation. The coding region runs from base 543 to 2096 and encodes 517 amino acids. The transcript is spliced from 6 exons.
AGCCUUUCGGUCGGAUGGCAACACUUGGUCCGGGUGGCCACGCUUUGUCUCUUAAGACGCAUAAUUUCACUUAAUAAAUACAAGAAUUUUUAAUAUUGCAAUUAUAAAAACGCAUUUAAAGUGCCGCAAAAAAGAUGUGAUAUAUUUAAAGAAAGCCAAGAUUUAUCAAAAACGCGAUAAUGUGUAUUGAAAAACCGUGUGGUCAGCUAAAAAGCUGCAACAGUAGCGGAAAAUAAAUUACAUACAUACAUGUGCAUGAAUGCACACAAUCACACACGCAUCGAUGCAUAUGAAUACAUAAUAAUAUAUAUAACAUGAAAUAUUAAGGUUCUAAGACUUAAAAGUGCAACAAAAAGUAGUGUACCAGAAGGGCAUUAAAUAUAUGUAUUUAAAAUUUGUAAUUUGCCAAAGUGACAACGUACAUUUCUUCAACGGAAUACUUAUUGUGCCAAAUUAAACCAGAAAUUCUGUAAACCACCGCGCGUGUUUAGUUACGUAUACAUUUUGUAUUGUAAACAAGUUACAGCGAUAACACAGUAACAAUGUCCAAAUACGAUUUUGUGCUUUAUCUUGUGGCGCAGCUUAUUAUAGGCUGCAAUUUGCUGCAACUGGCCGAUGGCGCAAUUCUGCCCGAUGGCCAUAACAUUAACUGCGAGCAUUAUGAUGAGAAGGAUUGCAAUUCGGGCAAGGAUUGCACCACCACCAUUGAGCAUUGCCAGGUGGAGGGGGACAAAUUCCCCAGCUGUUAUGCAUUAUGGAGCGCCGACGAACUGACGGGCAUCAAGAAAAUCAAGAUGAAGGGCUGCUUUACGGAGAUGCACGAGUGCAACCAGACCGAUUGCGUUACAAGCGCUGAUCCGCGCCAGGGAAACAUACAUUUCUGUUGCUGCAAGGGCUCCAUGUGCAAUUCUAACCAUCGGUGGAUACCGACCACCACAGAGUCAACAACUCAAGUGCCCAAGGAGAAGACGCAAGAUAACAACAAUGUGAUUUAUUAUAUCAUUGGCGCUUCGUUAUUUGCUGUACUUGUGGUCGUAUUGAUAUUUUGCCUGGCCUUUUAUCGGCGUCGCAAGCAAGCACAUUUUAAUGAGAUACCCACGAAUGAGGCUGAAAUAACAAACUCAUCGCCGCUACUUAGCAAUCGACCCAUACAACUGCUGGAACAAAAGGCAAGCGGUCGUUUUGGCGAUGUGUGGCAGGCAAAGCUGCACGGUCAGGAUGUGGCCGUGAAAAUCUUUCGCAUGCAGGAAAAGGAAUCGUGGACUACUGAGAAUGAUAUUUACAAAUUGCCACGUAUGCGACAUCCAAAUAUUUUGGAGUUUUUGGGCGUUGAGAAGCAUUUAGAUAAGCCGGAGUAUUGGCUGAUAUCCACAUAUCAGCACAAUGGUUCACUAUGCGAUUAUCUAAAGUCGCAUACGAUUACCUGGUUGGAACUGUGCCGCAUCGCCGAGUCCAUGGCAAAUGGAUUGGCGCACUUGCAUGAGGAGAUACUGGGCAACAAGGCAGAGGGUCUAAAGCCUUCAAUAGCACACCGUGACUUUAAGUCGAAGAAUGUUUUGCUCAAAGGCGAUUUGACGGCUUGCAUUGCGGACUUUGGACUGGCCAUGAUCUUUCAGCCGGGCAAACCAUGUGGCGAUACUCACGGCCAGGUGGGAACACGUCGUUAUAUGGCUCCAGAAGUGCUCGAGGGUGCCAUUAAUUUCAAUCGAGAUGCCUUUUUGCGUAUCGAUGUCUAUGCUUGUGGAUUGGUACUGUGGGAAAUGGUUUCACGUUGCGAAGUCGUUGGACCAGUGGGCGAGUAUCAACUUCCAUUCGAGGCAGAACUUGGUCAGCGACCCACACUCGAUGAGGUGCAAGAAAGCGUUGUUAUGAAAAAGUUGCGUCCACAUUUGCUCAGCACUUGGCGCACUCAUCCGGGACUCAGCAUAUUUUGCGAUACAAUGGAGGAGUGCUGGGAUCACGAUGCCGAGGCACGUCUUAGCUCCUCCUGUGUGAUGGAGCGCUUUGCACAACUUAACAAGUAUCCGACAACGCAGCUGCUCAUCAAGAAUCACACCAACAUUGAAGAUGCAAAGGAGACCACAAAUUGCUUAUAGAAUCGGUACUAAAUCACAGCUAACGCCCGUGAGCUGUGAUUUGAGCCAAUCCCAAACAUUGAUACAAUUUUUUAGUUUUUGAAUUCAAUAUCUUAGUUUUACAUUUAUAUUGUGCGUAGGCAGCUUUUAGCAUAUACAGAAAGUGUAUUGUGCUGCAAUUAUCCGCACAUUGGCAGCUGCCAUUCAUUCAUAUUUACACUCGACCCUGACCCCAUUUAGACAUUAGCUUAGCUUAAGCUAAACAAAGAACAAAGUGUUAAAUGUAAUCUAGGCUAGAGAGAUUUGAAAUUUUUCAAACUAUCUUGCCUGGGCAAUUGGAAAAUGGAUAAGUCCAAAAUUCACUAGAUGCUCAAACAUAUUGAAUGCCUAUGUUUGUAGUUCACUUCACAUUAACUUCAUUGACUGAUAUCUAUACAUAAAUUUGUUUUAUUAAUUCUUGUUUUAGUUUGCUUAAUUAUUGCCCAGAAUAUUAACAUUGGUAACCCUGUAAGAUGUUAAAUUAUUUGCCAAGCCCAGCCAUUCUCGUUGAUGUCCUUUUCAUUUAAGAGUUGACAAACUUCUCGAUAGCGUAUUUAACAGUUAAGUUUAAAAUUUAAAUCUAUUUUAAUGCUUAUUAUGUAUUUACACGUAUCGUUUUAUAAUUUCUUGCACACAAGUGUGCUUUAAUGUUGUAAUUUGAAUAAAUACUUUAUAAGGUUUCAUUUGAGAUUUUAUAUUU